This is a messenger RNA of Colletotrichum higginsianum IMI 349063, 492 nucleotides long. RefSeq lists its product as uncharacterized. NCBI's taxonomy places the organism in Eukaryota, Fungi, Ascomycota, Sordariomycetes, Glomerellales, Glomerellaceae. The record is from RefSeq and is a predicted model, not a curated record. The coding region runs from base 1 to 492 and encodes 163 amino acids. The transcript has a single exon.
AUGGUUUCCCAAGCGGCAGCACCUACCCACAAUGCCCUCGACUUCAACGUCGGAGGACCCCUGACUGGGCCGGGAACACCCUCGUCCACCAUCGGAACCUCUGGCGAGUUCGAUACCGUCUUGGUGACUGUCGGAGCCCUGUGCAUCGAGGACGCGGAUGCCAGUGCUGCCGCCAUAUUGGUCCUCUCUGUGUCGGACCGAGACAUGUCUUGCCCGGCCGAGUCCCUCGCGAUCGGCAUCCAUCUCUUAACCCGAGAUGCCCACGUGUUACAAUUGUUCGCACCUUCGCCGCCACCACCGCCACCGACCCUGCCAGUGCUGCGCCGCCCGCGAUUCUCUAUCGGCUUGACGAGGAUGAUCGUCGCAAUCGUCGUGAGCACGCUUGCGACAGCCCACGUUCCGAACGCCGCCACCGAAAAAUUGAAAAUCGGAACGGCGCUUUCGGACGUGCUUCCGGUAACCUUCUUCUCGUUUUCGCUCGCAAGAUCUUGA